AUGGAAGAAGGGCGGCGGCGGUCGUUGGUGGAUUACUUUGAGAAUCUGGAAGACCCGCGGAUUGAGCGCAGCAAGCGGCACUCGCUGCUGGACAUCAUCACCAUAGCCAUCUGCGCCGUUAUCUGUGGAGCGGACACGUGGGUAUAUGUUGAGAUGUUCGGCAAGAGCAAGGAAGAGUGGUUCCGGACCUUUCUGGACCUGCCCAACGGCAUCCCCUCCCAUGAUACCUUCGGUGAGGUUUUCUCCCGGUUGGAUCCGGAACGGUUCCAGGAGUGCUUCAUGGAGUGGAGCCAGGGGGUGGCGGAGUUGCUGCCCGGGGAGGUCGUGGCCAUCGACGGCAAGACGGCGCGGCGUUCCCACGACACCCGAGCAGGCAAGGGGGCCCUUCACCUGGUCAGCGCCUGGGCUUCGGCCAACACUUUGACCCUGGGACAGGUGAAGACGGAGGAGAAGUCCAACGAAAUCACCGCCAUACCCAGGUUGCUUGAGCUGUUGGAACUGAAUGGGUGCAUAGUCACCAUUGACGCCAUGGGCGGCCAGAAGGAGAUUGCCCAGAGCAUCCUGGAACAGGGAGCCGACUAUGUGCUGGCGGUGAAGCAGAACCAGGGACGACUGCACGAGGACUUGAGGGACCUGUUUGAGGAAGCCGAGGCAACGGGUUUUGAGGGUGUCCCCCACGACUAUGCCACCACGCUGAACAAGGGGCACGGACGCCUGGAACGGAGGGAGUGCUGGGCCAUCAGCGAUCCAGACUGUCUGGACUAUCUGAGCACUGGUAAGGAGUGGCCUGGGUUGCGCUCGGUGGUGAAGGUAGUGGGCCGUCGGGAAGCGGAGACCGGGGUCACCGUGCAACCCCGCUACUUCAUUAGCAGCCUCGAUGUGAAUAACCAGGAACAUAAGGCCAGGAAAAGAAGAUUUGUGUUGUUGUCCAGCGAUUACGUCCCCUGUUUUGAAAAGCGAAAAUGUCACCAUGGUUAG
Messenger RNA from Geodia barretti, 978 nucleotides. Lineage: Eukaryota; Metazoa; Porifera; Demospongiae; Tetractinellida; Geodiidae. The record is from the annotation of a GenBank genome assembly.